AAUGUUUGUUUGGUUUGGUCUCUCUCUCUCUCUCUACAGACAUUCCCUCCUGUUCCCUUCCUCCCCCGAGUUGCAUUUCGGAACAAACCGGCCGUUCAAUCGAAUAUCCCUUCUCUCUCUCUCCCACCCCUCUCUCUCUCUAGAUUUUUCCCCUGGUUCCGCCAUUAGAGCUGUCGCUAUCAGCAAUGCGAUCUCAUUCCUUCCACCUGAAGUCCUCUCACCUACCUCUCCUGGAGCUCCCCCGCCGCUCCUCUCGUUCGCUUUGCCCUCCGCAGCUCCGUCGUUUCCGCGGAGCCUCCUACGGUCUUCAGAUACCCGGUUCGGUUGUUCAGAGACAUCGGCGCCACUUGCAGCAGAGUCAGGCCUUUGAUGAUGGCUCAUUUGAUAUUCCAUCACUUGAUGGUUGGAGUGACAAUGAGGGCACAAGCAGUUACAUGAUUUCAUCCAGUGAUGGUGAAGACAGUGAUGGAGAAGUAUUAAUAAAUCCAGUCUCUGACGUGGAACUGCCUAGGGUUAAAGUAUCAACUAAUGAUGCUUUAACAAUGACUGCUCACCGAUUUGCGAUGAUUGGUAGACGACGUAAGAGACACAGGAUCAAAUAUGGGGCUUUCAUCAAUAUGGGUCUGAUAGUUUUCUUGACAAUAUGUCUUUUACUUAUAGAUUGGUGUGCUUGGCGGAUAGUUAGGUUACCCUUGGAACCAUUUUACUUGACCCGCCCUUUUUUCAUAUCAGCAAUUAUAGUUUCCUGUGUAGGAUAUGUAUGUGUACCCUUACUUCAUGGUUUACAAAUUUACCAAAUUAUCCGGAAGGAAGGACCUUGUAGACACUCCUUGAAGAAGAGAACCCCCACAAUGGGUGGAUUAUUUUUUGUUCCUAUUGGUGUAGCUGUAGCACAAUAUAUAGCUGGUUUCUCUUGUAUUGAAGUUACUGGAGUGGCAGCAGUAACCCUGGCUUAUGCGGCAAUUGGAUUAUUUGAUGAUACUCUGAGCCUGUACAAGAAUCACAACUAUGGUUUAUCUUCAUGGUUAAGAAUUUUGUUAGAGGUAGCUGUUGGGAUACUUUUUUCACUGUGGCUGGAUUGCGCUAGUAUAUCGUCACCUUAUGGCAUGAAGGAAUUGGUCCUUCUACCUUCUCCAGUAGGCAUCAUUUGCCUGGGAAAAUUUUACAUGCUGUUGACUUCAUUUUGCUUUGUUUCCAUGGGAAAUGGGGUGAACUUGACAGAUGGUCUUGAUGGACUGGCUGGUGGCACUGCUGCUUUGGCUUUCAUAGCAAUGUCGAUUGCUGUGCUUCCUAUAUGUGCUGAUCUCGCUAUAUUUGGGGCGUCCAUGGCCGGAGCAUGCGUUGGUUUUCUGUUGCACAAUCGAUACAGAGCUUCCAUAUUCAUGGGGGACACAGGAUCUCUUGCCCUCGGCGGAGCACUUGCUGCAAUGGCUUCUUGUACCGGAAUGUUCUUUCCACUUUUCAUCUCAUCGGGUGUUUUCGUCCUAGAAGCACUUUCUGUAAUCCUACAGGUAUUGUACUUCAGGGCUACGAAACGGCUAUGGGGGUUGGGGCGUCGCUUCUUCCGGAUGGCACCCUUUCAUCACCAUCUUGAACUAUGUGGCCUGAAGGAACCGAUCAUAGUUGCUGGCGCAUAUGUAGUAUCAGCCUUCUUGUCCCUAUUUGCAGCUUACGUGGGCCUCAUAUCUGCAUAGCUCUUCCUUCCAGCAUCUUCUAUCUUCUUUCCUUCAAUCCGGUAAUUCCGUAUUCUUCCCUCUCCUGAUAGAAUCACUCAUUGUCUAGAGUUUGAAACCUGAAGAUUCUCUAGCACAUAGAUACUUCAGAAUAAUGUGAGGAACAAUAUUAUAAUUAAUGGAUCGGCUCUGAGCUUAAUUAUGAGUUUUUUGCUUCAGAAGAAGUGAAAAUUGAAAUAACCAAUUCUUUAGUUACGUUAUCAGUUGCCUUGCUACUGUAACUGCAUAUAAGGAUGUUCCGAUUAAUUUUUCAAUACAAAAUACUAGAAAAUAUCCCA
Punica granatum (pomegranate) is the source of this 2011-nucleotide messenger RNA. The record is from RefSeq and is a predicted model, not a curated record. NCBI's taxonomy places the organism in Eukaryota, Viridiplantae, Streptophyta, Magnoliopsida, Myrtales, Lythraceae.